Rhizophagus irregularis DAOM 181602=DAOM 197198 is the source of this 975-nucleotide messenger RNA. RefSeq lists its product as uncharacterized. Lineage: Eukaryota; Fungi; Glomeromycota; Glomeromycetes; Glomerales; Glomeraceae. The record is from RefSeq and is a predicted model, not a curated record.
AUGAAUUAUCCAAGCAAUGCGAUGAUUAAUAAUCAAGAAAAAGAUAGAAUUGAUUUUAAUAAUAAAUUUCAUGCACAAAAGUAUUAUACAAUACCAAAAAUAAAUAUUUUCAAGAAAUCAGAAAAUAACUUAAACUUUCAAAAAAAGUCAUAUACACCUCAAACAUCAUAUACACCCCAAAAGAAGAAACUCAGUUCACAAGAUAAUUCAUUAUCACAGCAGUCCAUUACUGGGAACAAGAGAUCCUGUGAUCUUUAUAUCACCGAUAGUAGUAGUAAAUCUUCAAAAGAAUUGAGAUAUCAAAAUGAUUUUAAUAAAAAAUCAAAAAACUCUGAAGAAUCCGUUCGUGAUGUAUCAACACCGAAUGUUGCUCCACUACCUUCAGACGAUUCACGACCAGCGUCAUUAAACUCACAACGAAAUCUUAAUUCACAACGAAAUCCUAAUUCGCAACGAAAUUUUAACUCACAACGAAAUCUUAAUUCACAACGUUCGAUUUCAAGUCUUCAAACCGACAGUAGUAAUACUCAAAUCGUUAGUAGUAAUACUCAAACCGAUAGUAGUAAUACUAAGUUGAAGGGAAGAAUUAUGAAUACUUCACAACAUGAACGCCGAUUAGAAAAUCAAACUAAGGUUCAAGAAACUUCUGACUCAUCUCCAGAUUCUCCAGAAAACACAAAAAGUUGGUCUCGUUCUCAAACUCGAGAACAGCAACUUGAAAUAAUGAAGUAUUGGUUGGAUAAAUACCAUAAAAAAAAUAGGUUUGACCCAGUAAUUUCAGAUUUAACAAGUGGAAAGCCUUGGAAUGAAAUUGAGGGGAAAUUAUUAUCUCGGUUUAUGCCGGUUUUUAAAAGAUAUUUAUUAGAUAAUGGUCUUAGUUCUCGUACAUCCGAAUUUUAUUUCUUAUUUUUUACUGCUUUACGAGAUAAGCAUAAAAUUGCUAAUAAUAUUUCUCCAGAUGAAAUUCUCGAUUAA